Molecule: messenger RNA, 660 nt
Organism: Penicillium daleae
Lineage: Eukaryota; Fungi; Ascomycota; Eurotiomycetes; Eurotiales; Aspergillaceae
Product: nitroreductase family protein
Exons: 3
Coding region: 1-660 (219 amino acids)
Biological process (GO): cellular response to oxidative stress
Source: RefSeq, a predicted model, not a curated record
AUGGGUUCUAUCCAAGUCGAAUUCAAGAACCCCGCCACCACGACUCUCCUUGAGCUGGCCAGGUCCCUCCGUACGUACUAUGAUCUGAAGGCCGAGAGUCCUAUCUCCGACGAUGCCAUUGAGGCAAUAGUCCAGGAUUCUGUCCUUCAUGUGCCCAGCUCUUUCAAUACCCAUACAUCCCGUGUAGUUCUCCUCUUGAAGGAGGAGCACAAAAAGGCGUGGGACAUUGCUAUCAAUGCCAUGGAAGGGCUGCUUGCUGCUGGCCAAGUUCCUGAGGAGAUGUUUGAGACGCAAGCCAAACCUAAACUGAAUGGACUCCGCGCUGCUUAUGGAACUGUGUUAUUCUUUGUCGACUAUGAUUCCUUGGCUCCGAUUAAAGAGAAGUUCAGUAUCUAUGCUGACAAAUUCGAUCCUUUUGCCAUGGAGUCGAACGCUAUGGCUCAGUACCUCGUCUGGGUCGCCCUCGAAGCCGAAGGCUUUGGUGCCAAUCUCCAGCACUAUAGCCUCCUGAUUGACAAGCAGAUUCAGAAGACUUGGAGCCUCCCCACCUCGUGGAAGCUUGACGCACAGCUGGUCUUUGGCGUCUCUACCACCGACUCGGGUGAGAAGGCCUUUACUCCCCUUGAAGGCAGCUUUAAGGUUUUCGGAAAGUCCCUGUGA